AUGAAAUACCUCCUUGUCUUCCUCGUCGUCUGCGUGGCGUUGGCUGCCGCUGCACCUCAAUUCUUCGCAGCUUACCCUGCGUACACCGGAUUCGCCCCCGCUACUAGGACCUUGGUAGCUGGUCCUACGGUUGUGAACAGCGCUGGUGCCCGCUACAUCGCCCCCGGCUACGUGGGUCCUGCAUUCUUCUAA
Messenger RNA from Spodoptera exigua (beet armyworm), 192 nucleotides. The record is from the annotation of a GenBank genome assembly. NCBI's taxonomy places the organism in Eukaryota, Metazoa, Arthropoda, Insecta, Lepidoptera, Noctuidae.